AGCUCCAUCCAGCCUGGCCCAAGGAUGGAGUCCCUCCCUGAAGCAGUCCUGAUCAGAAUCCUGGCUUCCAUACCUGCGGUGGAUCUGGUGCUGGCGUGCCGCCUGGUCUGCUGCCAGUGGAAGAAUCUGGUCGAUGGAGCCGCGCUUUGGAUCCUGAAGUGUCAGCAGGAGGGCCUCACUGGAGCAGAGUCAGAGGAGAACGCAGAGAACUGGCAAAACUUCUACUUCCUGAGUAAGAAAAGAAAGAAUCUCAUCAAGAACCCAUGUGGUGAAGAAGACUUGCAGCACUGGGGAGAGGUAGAGAAUGGAGGUGAUGGCUGGAAAGUUGAAGAGCUCCCUGGGGACUUUGGAAAAGAAUUCCCUAGUGAAGAAGUCCAUAAAUACUUUGUUACAUCUUAUGAGUGGUGUCGAAAGGCUCAGGUGAUUGACCUUAGGGCUGAGGGCUACUGGGAAGAGCUGAUGGACACAACCCAGCCGAAAGUUGUGGUAAAAGACUGGUACGCAGGACGCAGCGACGCUGGCUGCCUCUAUGAGCUUUGUGUGAAGCUGCUCUCGGAGAACGAGGGUGUUCUGGCUGAGUACAGAAGCGAGACGAUUGCCAUCCCGCAGGACAACGAUGCCAACUGGACUGAGAUCUCCCACACCUUUUCCAGCUAUGGGCCUGGGGUCCGCUUUGUCCGCUUUGAACACGGUGGCCAGGACACGCUGUUCUGGAAGGGAUGGUAUGGCGUACGUGUCACCAACAGCAGCGUGACAGUGGAGCCGUAGCCAUGCUGAACGGG
Pterocles gutturalis (yellow-throated sandgrouse) is the source of this 782-nucleotide messenger RNA. It is a transcript of the gene FBXO2, whose product is annotated as F-box protein 2. Gene Ontology annotation, biological process: glycoprotein catabolic process; SCF-dependent proteasomal ubiquitin-dependent protein catabolic process. The coding region runs from base 25 to 768 and encodes 247 amino acids. Lineage: Eukaryota; Metazoa; Chordata; Aves; Pterocliformes; Pteroclidae. Gene Ontology annotation, molecular function: protein binding; ubiquitin protein ligase activity. The record is from RefSeq and is a predicted model, not a curated record. Gene Ontology annotation, cellular component: SCF ubiquitin ligase complex; cytoplasm. The transcript is spliced from 5 exons.